UGAGCCAGCCCAGCUCACCGUCGUCCAGACCCGCGCUCGCUCUCUGCCCGUCCCCCUGACACGCAGCAGCAGCAGCAGCAGCAGCAGCAGCCAUGAAGAGGCAAAACGUGCGGACCCUGGUCCUCAUCAUCUGCACCUUCACCUACCUGAUCGUGGGCGCGAAGAUUUUCGACACCUUGGAGUCGCAGAUGGAGACGAGCCAGAGGCGGGAUGUGUACCUGCGCCGGGCCGAGCUGCUCCACACCUUCAACUUGUCCACGGUGGACUUUGACAGGCUGGAGAAGGUGGUGCUGCAGCUCAAGCCUCACAAUGCCGGCGUGCAGUGGGAAUUCGCCGGCUCCUUUUAUUUCGCCAUCACUGUGAUCACCACUAUAGGAUACGGCCACGCGGCCCCCAGCACAGAUGGAGGGAAGGUGUUCUGCAUGAUCUAUGCUCUCCUAGGCAUCCCCCUGACCUUGGUCAUGUUCCAGAGUGUGGGCGAACGCAUCAACACCUUCGUUAGGUUUCUUCUCCAUCGCCUGAAGAAGUGCCUUGGCAUGAGGCGGACUGAGGUCUCCAUGGUCAACAUGGUGACGGUGGGCUUUAUAUCGUGCAUGAGCACCCUGUGUGCGGGGGCGUUGGCAUUCUCCCACUUUGAGGGAUGGAGCUUCUUUCACGCCUACUACUACUGCUUCAUCACUCUCACCACCAUCGGCUUUGGCGACUACGUGGCGCUGCAAAACGACGAAGCCCUGCAGAACAAGCCGGACUACGUGGUCUUCAGCUUCAUCUACAUCUUGACGGGCCUGGCCGUGAUUGGAGCCUUCCUCAACUUAGUCGUCCUCCGCUUCAUGACUAUGAAUGCCGAGGAUGAGAAAAGGGACGCCGAGCAGAGGGCUCUACUCGCUCAUAACGGCCAGGCCGGCAGACACAUGCGCUGCGCCGUAGACCAAGCGUCUCCUUCCUCCACAGCGUCAGGGUGCGUCGGAGGGAGUGCGAUGGGAGGCGGCGGCGGAGGAGCGGCCAGCCGGGGACUGCGUAACGUUUAUGCCGAGGUGCUCCACUUCCAGUCCAUGUGCUCUUGCCUUUGGUAUAAGAGCAGAGAGAAGCUGCAAUACUCCAUCCCGAUGAUCAUCCCGCGUGACCUCUCCAACUCUGAUAGCUACAUGGAGCAGGGAGAAGCCUUCUCCAACCCCCUUCAUUCCAACGGCUGCAUGUGCGGUCUGCAGCCCCACUCUGGCAUCAGCUCAGUGUCCACUGGUCUCCACAGCAUCAGUGUAUACAGGAGACUUAAUAAAAGAAGGAGCUCCAUCUAGACAACUGGGAGAAGGCACAAUUAUAAGACCACUUGGAAGUACCAUGUGGUAAAGGGAGUGUGGUACCAGAUUAGCUCUGGACAUCAGGAGAUCACAACUUUGGUCCUAAAGAGACUCCCGGUGUUUGCGUCUCUGUUGUUCAAUAGAGCAGUCAUGAAACAGGUGUCACAAACUAAGCACAAAGUCAUUUACAAUUAGAGAGCAGAACUCAGUGUUGACGGGCAGUAGCUUAGCUUGUCUGCCUCACAGUUCAGAGGUCAGGGGGUUCUAAUCGUGGCUACGGCCUUCCUGUGCCAGGUAAUCCAGCUUCCUCCCGUAUUCUGAAAAUGUGUGUCAUAGGUUCAUUAGAGACUCUAAAUUGUCCAUAGGUGUGGAUGAGAGUGUGGAUGAUUGGUUCGCUAUAUGUGGCGUGGGAUUGGAUGUUGACCAGUCCAGGCUGUACCUCGCCCCUCGCUAAAUCAGCUGGGCUAGGCUCCAGGUCACCCGCGACCCUACUGAGGAAAGCGGUGGAGAAAAUGGAUGGUCUGACCUCUGCCAAGGCCAAAUACAGUAAUGCUGAUUUGGAUCAACACCAAAUUCUAUACCUUUUUGAUACCUAUCUUCUGUAAAACACAGAUAAUUUUUAUUCUGAUUUAUACAUCUUUUUUGUUCAAAGUUAGGGGAAGUGUAGGAUUAAAAAAAAGGUAAUUAAGUACAGUGGAACCUCUAUAAAAUGGACCCCGAUAUAACGGAUAUCGGUUAAAAUGGACCAUCAGCACCGAACAAUGUGUCCAGAAAUAGUUUCCAUGAGACACUUUAACUGCCAUUGGCAAAGUGUGUUAGUUCCAGAAUUGGGCGCUGUUGUUUACUGGCACUGUGGCGCAAUUCAGGCAGAGAACGGGACAUGGGACUGAGUAUUUCCGGGUCACAGAUAUACAUUCAUCCAUCCAUCGAUCCAUCCAUUUCUGAGCUUUUUUUUUUUUAAUCUUAUUUAUUUUCCAGCUCUUGCCCUCUCCUCCCCUAACAAGCAGAGCCGUGAAGAAGAAUUCCCUGGUAAUCUGUCAGUAUCGGUCUGAAGUGUGUGUUCUUUAGGGUGUUGACACCAUGCACAUUCUACAUAAUGGAGAGUGACCAGGUUGAAUACAAUAACACUAAGACUGAAAAUAAAAAAAAUAAAAAAAAGAAGGGGGCACCAUCAGAUAACAGGGCAGCAGUGGGUGGGUGGGGGGUUUCAUGAGCGAUGAGCCAAGUGACAUGCUUGAUUAAAUUUGUGGUCCUCAGGGCAGGGUGGUCCAAAUACUGCAGGUCAAGAAAACAACCAUGACUUUAAGAACAUCUUCUCAGAUAUAAGACGAGGAAAAUAACCGUAAUUUCCGGUUUAUGCAUUAUCACUUUAAGCCUGAAAAACAUGAACUUUACGAGAAGGUAGUGCUUUGGCGUCUUUAGGACACUGGCACCAAGCAUGAGUCAGCAAGAAUUCGGAACAUCCAUCCAUCCAUCCAUCCAUUUCCUGAGCCGCUUCUCCUCACAAGGGUCGCGGGCGUGCUGGAGCCUAACCCAGCUAUCAUCGGGCAGGAGGCGGGGUACACCCUGAACUGGUUGCCAGCCAAUCGCAGGGCACAUACAAACAAACAACCAUUCGCACUCACAUUCACACCUACGGGCAAUUUAGAGUCUCCAAUUCAUGCAUGUUUUUGGGAUGUGGGAGGAAACCGGAGUGCCCGGAGAAAACCCACGCAGGCACGAGGAGAACAUGCAAACUCCACACAGGCGGGGCCGGGGAGUCGCCCAAUGUGCCGCCCACAGAUAUACAAUAUACUGUAUUUUCGCGAUCAUAAGACACACCGUAUUAAAAGGCGCAGUCUCAGUUACGGGGUCUAUUUCUGUAUUUAACACAUACAUAAGGUGCACCGUAUUAUUUGGCACAGGCAUGGUAAAACAUAUACUAGUUUAAA
Molecule: messenger RNA, 3229 nt
Organism: Phycodurus eques (leafy seadragon)
Lineage: Eukaryota; Metazoa; Chordata; Actinopteri; Syngnathiformes; Syngnathidae
Gene: kcnk3a
Product: potassium channel, subfamily K, member 3a
Exons: 2
Coding region: 93-1295 (400 amino acids)
Biological process (GO): stabilization of membrane potential; potassium ion transmembrane transport
Cellular component (GO): membrane
Molecular function (GO): open rectifier potassium channel activity; potassium ion leak channel activity
Source: RefSeq, a predicted model, not a curated record